CUCACCUUGAAAAUCUCUCGUUCUAAUACGGCUGCUUUUGGUCAGCAACGCGUAAUUAUAAUCAGAAAAAUUCUCUCCGCUUCCCGCGCCGCCGCCGCCAUCUCUCUCUCUUUCUACUGUAACAGUUCUUUCUCUCUCUGAUGAGAUUUAUAAUCUGAGAAAGGAUAAGGAAGUGGGAUUUUGUUGGAGCUUCAGAAUUUGUUCUCUGGUUCGUCAAUGGGGAAGAAGAACAGUAAUUCCAAGAAGCAAUGUUACAUUUCCGUCCCAUCUCAAAUCAUAAACUCUUUAUCUACUUCUUCUCUUCAAUCCCUUCUCGAUUCGCCUAAGAAAUCUUCUAAAACGUACAACAAAUAUCUCAGUCUUUCCACUUACAGAAGCUCGAAGAAGCUAUGGCUUCUCGCUAUUUUCUUAUUCGGCCUUUUGGGUAUGUUGAAACUUAAUUUUAAUCUCAACCCUUUAAUCGUGUCAUACCCAUGUUUCUCCUCGCAAUCGCAAGGUUUAGUUUCUAAUGGGGUUUUGAAAUCGGGUGUAAUCGAUAGAGAAAAGGAAAAUGUUGUUGAGGAUGUGAUUAUGAACGAUUCUGUUCAAUCUCUUAAGCCGAUUUCAAAUGGGGUUUUGAAAUCGGAUGAGGGUUUUGGAGAGGGAAAUGAGGAGGUGGAGUUCUGGAAGCAACCUGAUGGAUUGGGCUACAAACCGUGUUUAGAUUUCAGCGAAGAUUAUAGAAAAUUAACCACUGGAAUCGUUAGUGAAAGGAGUAAGUAUCUGAUGGUUGUUGUUUCUGGUGGGAUGAAUCAACAGAGAAAUCAGAUCGUUGAUGCUGUUGUGAUUGCUAGAAUUCUUGGAGCUGCUCUGGUUGUUCCAAUCUUGCAAGUGAACGUAAUCUGGGGAGAUGAAAGUGAAUUCUCUGAUAUAUUUGAUUUGGAGCAUUUCAAGAAUGUUUUAGCAGAUGAUGUUCAUAUUGUUUCGUCUCUGCCAUCGACUCAUUUGAUGACUCGGCCAGUCGAGCAAAAAUCGACUCCCCAUCAUGUCUCACCGAGUUGGAUUCGGUUGCGGUACCUUAGGAAGCUUAGAAGAGAAGGGGUACUGCUGUUGCGCGGCUUGGACUCGAGGCUUUCUAAGGAUCUUCCUUCUGAUCUCCAAAAGCUUAGAUGCAAGGUUGCUUUUCGUGCUUUGAGGUUCGCUCCACCGAUCGUAGAACUUGGCAACAAGCUCACCGAGAGAAUGCGAAGCAAAGGGCAGUACCUUGCGCUUCAUUUGCGAAUGGAGAAAGACGUAUGGGUGAGAACUGGUUGUUUACCUGGUUUGAGCCCCAAAUAUGACGAGAUGAUAAACAACGAACGAAUACAACGGCCCGAACUCUUAACUGCUCGGUCAAACAUGAGCUACCAUGAUAGAAAACUUGCAGGCCUUUGCCCCCUGAAUGCCUAUGAGGUUAUGAGGUUACUAAAAGCUCUUGGAGCUCCUAGAGAUACAAGAAUAUACUGGGCUGGAGGGCAACCCCUGGGAGGAAAAGAGGCCCUGCAGCUGUUAACAAGCGAGUUCCCGAAUUUCUUCAACAAGGACGAUCUUGCUUUGCCGAGUGAACUCGAACCGUUCGUGAAAAAAGCUUCGAUUAUGGCAGCUAUCGACUAUAUUGUAUGUGAGAGCAGCGAUGUUUUCAUGCCUUCUCAUGGAGGAAACAUGGGCCAUGCCAUUCAGGGACGCAGGGCUUAUGCUGGGCACAAGAAAUACAUAACACCAAACAAAAGGCACAUGCUGCCCCUUUUCCUGGACUCCUCACUACCUGAACCAGAGUUUAACAGGAUCAUCAAGGAGUUGCAUCAGGACUCCCUUGGACAGCCCGAACUUCGAACCAGCAAAGUGGGACGAGACGUUACUAAGUACCCUAUUCCUGAAUGCAUGUGCAACAACAGCUCUGAUGCUCGUGCCAUAUAAGUCAACAGCUCUGAUGAAGAACAAGAGUUUGAGUUGACAAAACCUCGGACAUCCCGAGUCGAUGCUUGAAGCCGAGCCCUCUUUAGAACCAUGAGUUUGGUAUCGUCUGGUCGGGUGGAUGAAGCAUCAAAUGCAGCAGCAAGCUGAAGAACACAGCUGAGGCUAUGAAAAUGAGUGAGAAAGAUGUCUAUAUAUAUAUAUCACAUUGUAUGAUUCUUUGAUUCUUUAAUGAAUAAGUUCUUGUAAUUACAUAUUUUACUGUAAACACCAACUUUCUUUAAUGAAAUAAUUCAU
Messenger RNA from Cucurbita maxima (winter squash), 2229 nucleotides. Its product is annotated as O-fucosyltransferase 20-like. Gene Ontology annotation, cellular component: cytoplasm. The coding region runs from base 217 to 1935 and encodes 572 amino acids. The record is from RefSeq and is a predicted model, not a curated record. NCBI's taxonomy places the organism in Eukaryota, Viridiplantae, Streptophyta, Magnoliopsida, Cucurbitales, Cucurbitaceae. The transcript is spliced from 6 exons.